ACCACAUCCAAAUAGUUUUUAAACACAUCCAGGGAUGGUGACUCAAGCACCUCCCUGGGGAGCCUAUUCCAGUGCAGUUACACCACAACAUCCAUGCUCUCCGCUCUACUUCUGGGCUGCCCCAGCUCACACUAAAGAUCAUCCUGCAGUUUUUCUUAAAGCUUUUGCUCUCAAUGCUUUCUUCUUCCCAUUAAGAAGAAAUUUUUAAUUUGUCCAAUCCUGAGGCAUCACCACCCUUCAUGUGCCACAAUAAUACCAGAGGUUAUCCCCUUGCCAUGAUGAGAAAGCUGUCUGCAGUCAAUUUUCAUCAAGUCAAAGGGCAGAGAAGUGUGUGGGGAAAGGGGAUGGCGGAGGAAUAUACAGGAUAAAAACUUCCAAAGAAAAAAACCUGAUUCCCAAAGCCUGAGGGUGUCUUCCCUAAUUCCUAGGGCUCUAAAGUCUUUUUUUCUUACUUAUAAUUGAGAAAAGUACAAGAAAACUUUCCACUUCACUUAAGUUAUUACAAAUAGGCAGGUGGAACUGCUCACAUGCAGGGUUAUUUCUGAGAUAGAUUUGAUUUUCUUAUUAGCAAGACAGCAAACAACAACAAUAAAACAGACCUUGCAGUAUGAGUGCAGGAGAUGGUGCUCACCUUGAGCCAGGCUCAAAUUAAGCAGCAGAAGAGCCACGUCACACUCAGCUAAACCAGCAACCACAAUAUGCACUUCUGCAGGCGAGCCCUCACCUGCAGGACAAAGCAACUACCCACUGAAGUGUGAGGCAGGAACACCAGUUACACGUUGCAUGUCAUCACAGAACAGCAACUCUUCAUUUUCCAGAGGGCUGUGUGCGGGCAGGAACUCAAGGCCUGGGCAGAAGGGAGCCUCACCAUGUCAGAGCCCUGCUGGCAUCCUUGUUCCACCACUCAUCCCCUGGGGACAUUCUCAAUAAUGACACUGCCAUUAUUAUCUUCCAAUGAGCUAUGGGCCUGCUGGGAUUUUACAGCCUUUGGUACCUUGUAAAAUUGCACUGCACUCAGUACUGCUGCAAUUCCCAUGGGCCUUCUAAUUUUGUUGUUAGUAAAUUGAUUGAUAAAAAUGGGCACAGAUAAAAGUGCUUGACUGCAUACUACUUAAAAACUUCCACUGAUGCAGCACAUUAAUUCUCUGCAUGAUUCACAUGCAACAACUACUCUACAGCAGCAUUAAAGAUGCUCCUCUCAGUAAAAGCAUUCCUAUGAUGCUUUCUUUUAAAAAGAACGUGCCUUGGGGCUGAGUACACAGUACAUGCAUGGGAAAAAGAAGGGAUCCAGCCCUGGGAAUCAAAAACAAAGGCUAGGACAAGACCAACACUAAGCACACAGCUGAGCAGAUUUGGAUUUGUCAGGGGAUACAAUUCCCCUGCAAUUCCCAGUGCCCCUACUAAUUUCAAACUCAGAUCACCAUCACUUGACAAGGUCUGUUAUUUGAAGAAAGAAGAAAUGCAAGCCAUGUAGCACACAUCAGCCUAGAAUAAUCAUUAACAGUAAAGACAAAUGUAAUGAUGUCUAUCAGUCUGUUCUGCAAUGCUGCUGACAGCCUCAGACAGAAAGACAGAAACUACAUCUGGGAAUAAGAUCAGUCUUGGAGGUUGUACACAGCCUUGAUUAUGCUCCUGGAAAGCAAAUCUUGUCCUACUUUCCUGUUGUAUACACAGGUGCCUGGAGAGCAGCCUGAAAGCCCAGGCUUUUGUCCUCAACUCUCUCAGGCCACCUCUGUAGCUUUUGUUUUACACAGCGUGGCCUGGCACCCCUACUGUGACCAAGCUCAAUGCUCAUUACAGCACCGUCUAUAAAUGUGACCUAAUUUUUAUGCUUGAAUGUCAACAUCUUGGACCUCUGGCUCUGCAGGGGGCAUGCACUGGGUCAGGAUCUCACACAGCUGCCACUACAAACCUAAAGGUCAGGUGUUGUAUAGAUAGCUAAGUAAGUAAAUAAAGGUUGUAAGUUGAACACUACCUUGAAUGCAGGUGCACGCAUAAAGAAGCUAAAAAUCACUUUAUCAGCUGUCAAGCAGCUAGAGAGCUGUUUGCAACCCACUGCCACCAACCAGUUCUCUGAGACAGGGUAUGAAAUGGUAUAGGAAAUAAGAGGGCUCCCAGAGCACUGGUAAGCUCCACACAUCUGUCAUGAUACACUGCUCCAGUGCAAAGUCACUCCAGAUUCCAAAGGAGAGGAAGAAGCGCUGGACUGAGUCACUCUCCACAUCACAACAGGGUGUUGUGCUGCACAUCUGCCUGCUUGGGAGCAGCCGCAUUUUUAGCGGUAUGAAUUACUCAGAGACAUUCACUAUCCGUGGUUAUAAAGAGGAAAACGUGCAACUUGCAUUUAAAGAUUAUACAGUGGACAAUAACACAGAGUGCUUAUCAGAAGGUUUCUUGGAGCUCAUCAUUUUAGAAUUGAAGGGAAGAAGUCAGGGCAACUGAUGCAACUAGAAAAAAAAACAUGUACUUUCAAGUCUCAGUAACCCUCUUCCUGGUCUGAAGGUGCUUUACAUAACCUUGCCUCGUUUGGGGAAGCCUUAAGACACAGAGUGCUUAUGCAGACAGCACUGUACCUUACGCACACAGCUCCUCAGUAUCCUACACUCCAGAAUCACAGAAUCGCUCAGGUUGGAAAAGACCUUCAAGAUCAAGUCCAACCACAACCUGACCACGCUACCCUAACUCCAACAGCCUUCUGCUAAACCAUGUCUGAGAACACCACAGCUCCAUUCACCCGGGCCUUGCACUGCUUUUAUCGUACUGCACGUCCCAAACCACUGCCUGCAACCUUGCCGGCAUACGGAGGCUCACAGACAGCCCCGCCCGCAGGCAGCGCCGGGGCUGGAGGUGCUCUCAGCAGGGCCCGGGCGAGGAGGCUGCGAGCCUCCCCCACAGCCGCCGAACCACAGGGGCACGCACACCCCACGGUACCGGCCGACGGAGCCGGGACCUCCCGCCCCUCCCCCACUAACCGUCCCCCUCACAGCGCCGGCCUGAGGUGAGGGUGCGCCUCGACUGCGCAUGCCCGGCACCAGCAGCCCCACCGCGACUGCGCGGCGCUGCCGACCGAGGGGGAGGGGAUCGCGCGCUCCAGUUCUUGCCCCGUGCUCGGCCCGGGGGGGAAAAUGGCGAGCCUGAUUCCCGCGGCGACCUCAUCUCCCGCCGGCGCUCCUUCCCGUAGCAAGAAGCGCCCGGCAAGCCCGGGCACCGGCAGCGGUCCGGCCAAGAAAAAGAAAGCGGCGGCGUCGAGCGGCUCGCAGAAUGCAGGUGGAGAGGUCAUGAAUGAAAAUAAAUUUGUGAACACAGACUCCAGCACAGGAUCAGUGGAAGCAGCCGUCAAGCCGUUACCAUUUAAAGAUCCAAACUUCAUUCACUCCAGCAUUGGUGGAGCAGCAGCUGGCAAGAAGAACAGAACUUGGAAGAACCUAAAACAAAUUCUUGCUUCUGAAAGGGCAUUGCCAUGGCAACUAAAUGAUCCUAGCUACUUUAGUAUUGACGCUCCUCCGUCCUUUAAGCCUGCAAAGAAAUAUUCAGACAUCUCAGGACUUCCAGCAAAUUACACAGAUCCCCAGAGCAAGCUGAGAUUUAGUACUAUUGAAGAAUUUGCCUAUAUUCGGAUGCUCCCUUCAGAUGUGGUUACAGGAUACCUGGCUCUAAGGAAAGCAACGAGCAUUGUUUCCUGAAAAGACCAAGUAUUGCUGUGUGUCACCUCUGAAUGGUGCUAGGUUUGAGAAUUGUGACAGAGACUGCCUGCAGGAUUGAGGUUCCUUCAAACUCUCCAUUGAUAUUUACAUCUGGAAGUUGUUUGAUGACACAUGGAUUUGAAUGAACAUAUGGAUUUAAUUCUGACAAAUACUUAUAUUUGUUACUUUUCCAUUUUGUAAGCAAUUUGGUUUGGUGGCCAAGGUAACUUAAGACCUUAAGGACAUGGAUCGGCACCAUCAUGUCCAAGUUAUAUGUAAUUUCUUUAGAGACAGGAUUUCAUUCCCACUCUAUAUAUAAGGUACUGAUCUGGCUCAGAAGAAUAAACAGCCAGUUAAAUAAAGGAAAAAGUUCCAAGACAUUCCAGCUUCCAAGACCUGCCUUGCAGAUGUGCUUUCCAUUUGGCUAUGAAGAAGCUUGUCCCACCUGUAAAAAUCCAAGGUAACAUACCAGCUAAGUGCUGCUAUUGGGAUGAAUGCUUGUGGUACAGAGCACUAUGAACAGCUUCACACAAAUAUUUGCAUUGAAGAAUGGUCAGCAUACAUAAAGGUGGACUGAAACUCAUUUAAAAUAUCUUAAUGAGUAUGUAUAAUGGACUUAAGCCACAUCACCAGGAAACUCUUAGUUGUGAUGCUUGGUAUUUUUUGAGUGCUUCCUUCCACAACUCAACUGUUCUGCCUCUGCUAGUUGGUUCAUUAUUAUUACUAAUUAGUAUAGAAAAAGUACUUAUUUCCUAGACUUUUUAGGAAAGGAUGCUAUAAUAGCAGGAAUUCCUCUGACCAGUGGCAUUCUGGCACUCAGACAGUCUCCAGCUAGGCAGGACCUCCUAGAUGAGGGCACUGACCUUUGCACUCUGAAGUAACAGGAGAGUAUGUGAAAGCAACUGAAGGCCAGAGAAAGGAGAAGGAAGGAGAGUUCAGCCUCUUGCUGGGGGUUGACAAGUACUUGCUGACAUCAGAAACAAUUAUGAUUUUCUGAAACUAAGCCGAGGGGGGCCUGGAGGGAGAGGGAAGUGGGCAGUCCUCACUUUAUCCAAGUUCCAUCAUGGAUAUCGUGACAUUAUGCAAGUCCCUUCUUGGAGGGCACAAGGAACACACAGUGGGGACUAGUUAAUGUCUAAACUGCAUCUUCAAUGCACAUUUCUAUAGCAAUGAUAAUUAUUGGAACAGACAUUUUCUCGUUGAAAGAAUAAAUAACGCAAGUUUAAUCUCAACUCUAAAACAGGAAAAAUCGCUUAACAAUGGGGUACAUUGUUCAGUGAAUGUAUGUGGGACUCAUUCCUUGUUUUUUGUGAUCUAAUAUUUACAACAACAAUGUAAUUUGAAAAGUCUUUGACAUGCUUACAAUAGAUCUGUCAAAGAUCUGGAUACCAGAUAAUGCUGCAAUGUAUCACAAAACAAAAAAUAAUAGGACAGGAUAUCUUCCUUCAUGCCAGUAGGCGUCCAAGCCACAUUCUCUUUACAUUUGAGUUUUAUAAUGGCUAUUUUAACAGAAGAUAAGUUUAUAAGAUAAGCUUAACAUUGAUAUGAAAAGCAAACACAGAACGCUCUAAGAUCACUUCUGCUUUAAGUAAACAGACACCAGCUUAGAAAAUGAGAUUUCACCAGCUUGCUCUCUCCCACAAGUAUUUUCAGCAUUCUUUGAGAAUGACUGUUCAGGAGCACAAGCUCCCUCCCUAUCAGAAGUGUUCCAGGCACUCCUGCACUGAAUGCAAAAGUACUACUUUUCUCAGCUAAUUUCUACUGAACAAUCUUUAUGCAAUCCAUUUUCAAAACCUAAGUGUCUUGAUGAAUUGGCAUCAGAUAAGUAAACAUGGAUCUUAGGGUUGGCAAAAACACUAUCAACUCCUUAGUGCUUUCUAGCCAUGCCAUGCCUACUGGAUUCCCUUCUCACUCCUUGUUUUUAACUUUGUUUGCUGCAGGCCCUCUUUUCUUGGUGUGCAGCACUCCACUUACUAGGCUGUGCAGUAUUCAUUUAAAGUCAGCCACUGAAACCAUGCAAUUUUACACUGAUCAGCAGCAGUUUACUAUGUGCAGCAGUUAAAAUGUAUUUGUUUUAGCAGGAAAGUGAGAACAGAAAAGAUCCAGUAGCCAAUGUGUUGAUCAGUCCAACUAAGUUCUUUUUGGGAAUAGUUUUUGGGCUGCUGCUCUCAUCAAUGGCUUCUGGGAGAGAACUGUGCAACAGCAGCAUUGCUGUACAGAGCAGAAAAUAUGGAUAAGUGAAGAGUUACUCUGUGCCACAGUAUUUUUAAAGUAUGUAUUAUUGUCAGCCUCAGAAGAACUGAAAAUUGAGACGUGCAUUUAUAUUUAAAAGUAAUUCCAGGACAUAAAUAAAAGAAGCUGAAUUUAAAUUGCAGAGAGGACUAAAGAAAGGCAUUUAAAAAGACAAGCAAUGACAAAUACCAUUGCAGACUUUGGGAAAAUAUGUUUCGACAAAUAGUGCUGACACAUAUGUAAAGUGAAAAAGCCAGCAGUCACAGCAAUGACCAAUUUGUCGAUGUACAGAUGUUACUGCCUACCAGAUAUCACCUGGGUAUAUACAGGUGUACAGUACUACAUACUACAGACAUGGAUGGCUUCAGCCUGCAGCUUGUGGGGCAGCAAUGCUGGCGGCAACAUUUCCAGAGGGAAAGUGUGUGCUGCAGACAGCUAAGAGCAGCAGCUUUCCCAGCAGCUGCUGCCUCCACCCUUCCCAUUCCCUUCCAGAUGGGAGAGCAGGGUUGCCUUGGCUCUUUCCUUGCUGCUUCCUUGCUAGUCUGUACAGCAGUUCUGUGCUUGAAAGCUCCCUGCCUCUGCCUUUUCCUCUGCUUUAGCCCCACAUCCUGGAGAUCGUCCAAGUGCAAUUUAGAGAGGUACUGCUCAUUUUGGAGCCCUGCUGUUUCACUGUCCUAUAUUCCCAUUUUCUCCUCUGGCAGCAUUCUAGGUCCCCAUAGAAUUGCUACAUAUGGUCUUCCACAGAUAAGAGUAGCAGGUGUGUGAAGGGAGAUAUGCCUUCAUCUUUUUUAACAGAGACCAGUAAGUCUCAAAGCUGUUACAGCAUAAGAAGACUAAAGUAAGUGCAAAGGACAGGACUCUGCACUGGUGAGGCCACAGCUUGAGUUCUGCAUUCAGUUUUGGGUCCCUCACCAAGAAAGAUAUUGAGGCCUUGGAGUGUGUCUAAAGAAGAGCAACAAAGCUAUGAGGGGUCUGGAAGACAAGUCUUACAGGAAAGGGCUGAGGGAACUGGGAUUGUUUAGUCUGGACAAGAGGAGGCUCCAGAGAGACCUUAUUGUUCUCUACAACUACCUGAAAGGCGGUUGUGGUGAGGGGCUAUUUACCUUCUUCUCCCAGGUAACAGUGACAGGAUGAAAGGUAAUGGCUUUCAGUAGUGCCAGGGGAGGUUCGGUUUGGAUAUUUGGAAAAACUUCUUUUCUGAAAGAGUGAUGGGACACUGGAACAGGCU
Messenger RNA from Phasianus colchicus (ring-necked pheasant), 7143 nucleotides. It is a transcript of the gene INO80C, whose product is annotated as INO80 complex subunit C. Lineage: Eukaryota; Metazoa; Chordata; Aves; Galliformes; Phasianidae. The record is from RefSeq and is a predicted model, not a curated record. Gene Ontology annotation, cellular component: Ino80 complex. Gene Ontology annotation, biological process: chromatin remodeling.